UUUUAAUCGAUUCAUACGUUCACAUUGUACAUUCUUCCACAGAAACAUGAUCUUACGUGUCCUCACAUCUGCUCUUCAUUAGAUCCUUCCAUUCACUCUAAGAAUAGUCUGAAUCGCUUUAUUGUUGCUUUGCCGUAGUUAAAAUAAUAAUAAAGGGCUUCAUCUGAACGUCAAAUGCACCGCACACAAUGCGCGCAGUCUGCUGGAGGAUGACUGACAGGAGUAGGCGGGACCAGAUGGGCGGGGCUUCCUACCGGAGCGAACACGCGGUUCCGUGAGCCGUGCGCUUUUCCCCCCCAGUCCGUGCAGGCCUUUAAACUACGCCCACACCUCGCGAUUCAUGAUUCACGAUUCACCCUGCUUUUAACACACCCCGAAUCCACAGGACACGAGACCAACCGACGGAACCCGUCACACAUCGGCGACAGCGCUCCCGGAAUACCUUCAGCCGCAUCUCAUACGGGUCAUGACGCUGGAAGCGAUCCGGUACCGGUCCGGGUCUCUGCAGAUCCUCAACCAGCUGCUGCUGCCGCACGAGACCGUGUUCGACGAGAUCCGUUCGGUGCGGGACGGAUAUGAGGCCAUCAAGACCAUGAAGGUGCGCGGCGCUCCUGCCAUCGCCAUCGUGGGGUGCCUGAGCCUGGCGGUGGAGCUGCGGGCGGGCGCUGGGGGUGACGACCUCGUUUCCUUCAUCAGGGAUUCUCUGUGCCACCUGACUUCCGCGCGACCCACGGCGGUCAACAUGGGCCGAGCCGCCCGCGAGCUCAUGGAGUUCACCGAGAACGAGAGCAUGGAGAAAAACACAGAGCAGCUGAGAGACAGCGUGAUUGGCUGGAUUGAGGAGAUGUUGGAGCGAGAUGUAAACGACAACAAAAAAAUUGGCAACUACGGCGCCCAGCACAUCCUGUCUGGAGUCCCGCGAGACUCUGUCACCAUCCUCACACACUGCAACACCGGCAGCCUCGCCACAGCAGGAUACGGCACAGCUCUCGGAGUGGUACGGUCGCUGCACUCGCUGGGACGCUUGAAGCGUUUGUACUGCACAGAGACGAGGCCCUACAACCAGGGCGCCCGACUGACGGCGUACGAGGCCGUCGCUGAAGGAUUCCCGGCCACCCUCAUCACAGACAGCAUGGCGGCGCUCGCCAUGAGGGAGAAAGGCAUCACAGCUGUCGUCGUCGGAGCGGACAGGGUUGUUGCAAACGGCGACACAGCGAACAAAGUGGGCACGUAUCAGCUGGCCAUUGCCGCCAAACAUCACGGGGUACCGUUUUACGUGGCGGCGCCCAGCACGUCCUGCGAUCUGAGUCUGGAGAGCGGACGAGACAUUGUGAUUGAGGAACGUCCACCUGAGGAGCUCACCAGCAUCAAUGGAGUUCCUGUAGCUGCACCUGGGAUCGACGUGUGGAACCCGGCGUUUGACGUCACUCCUCACCAGCUGAUCACGGGCGGCAUCAUCACCGAGCUCGGCGUGUUCCUGCCGUCUGAACUGCAGGCCGCUCUGACGGGGAGACUCACUGCUCUGUGAGGCCGCGGCGCCCCCGCUGGCACGGGUGUAUCACUGCACCUCAAACACCUCUCGCCUCCGUCUCUCUCGUAAUGUUUUCACCUCACUGUGGUGGAAGUUGCACCUUUAAUUACACACACAAGCGUCAGCACUGAGGUGUUAACAAGGUACACGCACGUUCCAUUCAAUUCAACACUUACAAAGUGAAGUGGAAUAACACCAUGUGACACAAAAUUGUACAACCCAGGGAUGCUUGUAAACACACACACACACAUACACAUGCAAACAGACACACCUUCUCCUUCUCUCUGUGUGUACAGCUCAUGUCACACCAUCUCAUGUCUUUUGUCCAUAUCGUUGUGAAAACCUCAUUCAUCUGUUCCUUUUUUCCACUCGUUUCUUCCCCUCUAUCUGGCUCAGCUCCAGUUUAUAACAGGAAGUAUUUCAGAGAGAUGGCAAACGGUGGGCAGCCAUUGAGAACAUUCAUAGUAUUUCAAAAUAAAAGUCUUAGGUUUAAUACGGGUUGAACUGAUGUCCUUUGAGGGUGAAUCUCACAAAACCUGCUGAGAGCGUGUCCGGGUCAUGUUUCACCUCAAAAUCAAAUGGAAAAAUAAUCUUUCAUGAAGGAAACAAAGCCUGUUUUAGGACCAUUAAGACUUUCUUUUAAUUACAGUUAUGCAGAUUUUCCCUCCAUAUUCUCAGUACUGUAAUACAAAAACAUUUUCUAUUUAAAUUGUAAAUUGAUACUAUACUUUAGAUUUAAAAAAAUUAACUAUAAAGUGUCCAGUAGUCUAAUUUACACUACCGUUCAAAAGAUUGGGGUCAGUGAGAUUUUUCUGGAAAUAAUAUUUCACAAUAUUUGCUGUAUUUUUAAUCAAAUAUUGUAGAGAUAAUAGGACUUGAUGUUUCAAUCCCUUUGGAAAGCUGGCUUACCUGAUGUCAGCAGUGAGUACUAGGGAGGGUAGGAAUAUCAUUGGGGUCAUCAAGUGGGCACCCUCCUUCAUGGACGUUUCGUUGAUGAACUCACAACGUCUCCAGAGGGCUCAAUGGUGACACCUGGCAUCCCAGGUACACCCCCCUCAACUCCAUGUCCUCCCGUCUUCAUCUCGCCGCCCAGCUGAUGUCUUUUCUUUUCCGCUGCAUUCAACAGGGACUUGAUUGCCUGUUGGAGAGAGCGACCCCUAACCCCCGUUUUACUCAGUAGACUGGUUGUGGAUGUGGCGACAAAACUCCAGCAUCCCAAUUCCACUGGAAAAAUCCUCCCAGCCAUUUUGUGCAGCUUUGGUUGCUAGUUCAGACUACUUCAAACAUUUUCUCUCAAAUGAUGCCUUGUGCCAUUGAGGAGCUUUUGGAAAGAGCCCAAGGCCAGCUCUCCCAUGUUGAGCUUGACCAGUCACGUCCCUAAAAUGAAGUGCCGACUUCACAUUGUGCAUGGCUUCAGAUAUUGUCCGCUUUCUCCCCCCAUUGCACUGUCACCCAAGGGGCCGCCGUUCAAACAGCAAUAUCUUCAGAGUCAGUGAGGGUCAUAACCAACCUUAAGAAUUCAACCAGACUUGUAACUGGUAAUUCUAGUUUGCCAUUGUACAGUCCCACAGCACUUAAGCACUGUGGAAGUCCAAGCCACUGUUUGACCUGUGCGCUUAUCACCCUUUCCAGCUUUUCCACUUUGCUGAGGGGGAUCUCGUACAUAGUUAAAUGCCACACGAGUCUUGAGAGUAUGCCAAACUGUGUAUGCACCACAGCUUGAGAUUUCCUGGCAGCAAGGUCUUGUUGAUAUGAUUUAUAUACAUGAAGGUAUCCUAUUUUAAUUGUUCAAACAGCCCUGUGUCUUUGAGGUGUGAAUCAUACCAUCUGCCCAAACUUUUCACUGGCCUUUCCGAAACAGUUGUGGUCAGGUAUUCCACCAAUAUGAAAUCUUUGAUCUGUGACAUGACCUUUGACAAUGGAGAUGCUUCUGCAUUCACUGGGCCUGAUUUUCAUCCUCGCCCAUAUGAUGUUUUGAUGAAGCUUUUCUAAAAGCAGAGGACAAUUGUCGUAAGUGUUUUUAAAUUCUCCAUAUAGGCUCGUAUUGGUGGUAACCACUGACCAAACUGUAGUCGUUCUCUUCUUGCAACCCAUUUCGAGGCUCUGAUUAUGAGCUCCAUUGUCAUAGUAAAGGCCAAGGCGGAGAUGGUGCACCCCGCCAUGAUGCCUACUUCUAAUAGUUGCCCGGAUCAAGGAACAAGAUGUGCAGUUCCUUCAAUAUGCAGAAGGUUUAUUUGGCGAAACUGUUCAAUGGUGGAUGAAUUCUUUUCUUUUGGGAUCAGCACUCCCCCUGCUCUUCGCCAGGCUUUGGGAGUAAUUUUCUUUUCCCAUACUACCCUCAUGUUUCUCCAAAGAAAUUUCAGAACAUCCGGGGCAGUCUUGUAGAUACUAUAUGGCAGACUGAUGUUGACCUUUUGCCUCUUGCACUUUUGGGAGGGCUUGACACGGUGGCUCGGUGGGUAGCACCGUCACACUUAUGGCAAGAAUGUCCCCGGUUCAAGCCUCGGCUGAGCCAGGAGUCUUUUCUGUGUGGAGUUUGCAUGUUCUCCCGUGUCAGUGUGGGUUUCCUCCAGGUGCUCUGGUUCCCCCCCACACACAGUCUGAAGACAUGCAGGUUAGGCGGAUUGGACAUGCCAAAUUGGCUGUAGGUGUGAAUGCGUGUUUAAGUCCCAAGACAUGUAAUGGGGAGGGUUGGGGCAAGGCUUGGCAAACAUUGCCAAGAAAAUUCAUGGACAGUGUCUCUCAACCUCCUCUUUAGACACUUUCAGAGGUCCACUUUUUUCAUUUGUAAAGAUGUUCUUUAUCAAUUUAAAGUUUGUUCUUGCUUUUUCCUUCUUUUUGCAUCAUUCUCUUCAUUUCUCUGCGCAGUUUCUAGAGCCACUGCCUUAGUGAGACUUCUUUCAAAAAAUGUUACAAAAUCUUACCAACCCCAAACUUUUGAACGGUAGUCUAUCUUAUUUGAAUGAUGUUGAGAUUUUUUGCAUUACAAUAAUGAGAAUUUUGGUGGGAAAAAGUAUUUCAUUGUCAUCUUCAUGAUCCUAAAGUCGUUGCAAAGCUUUAUGCUAAAUAUAAUACCACACAUUUUCUUUUGAUUUUGAGGUGAAGUGUUUCCAUGAGACUUUCCCUUACAGGUCCAACUGUUUAUUAGUUAUAAUAAUAGAUAUGUAAAGUCUAAGCCCGGUUUAAAUAAGGGCUGUACUUUAAUGUACAUAUGUACGAUUUAUCAGCAUAAUGCCAAUCUGAGCGGCAGUACUUUUACAGGGAGUGCCAAUUGAAUCACAUGUUACUGAAUCAAAUGUUAUAUUAACAUUUAGAGAGAUUUGAAACCUGCAGUCGAACAAAUAAAACAGAUACAGAGACUAUGAACAUUCGUGCACAGACGAUUUUUAACAUUAAGUGAAAUACAGUGUGUAUUUAAUGUAUUUAAUUAAUUCCGACCAGAAUGGUCGAUCUAGCGCAAACAUACAAUUACCAGUCAGUGAUUUGAACUUCAAGGUUUCAGGUUCAUCUCGAGCUCUGUGGGCCGUGUCUGUGACAUUCCUAUGACGACAAAUUAUUUUCACUCAUAAUCAACAUCAUGUCACAGAUGCUCGAUUUAAACCUGCGAUAUUCCUUUAAAUCUGUCAUUUAGAUAGAUCUGAUCAGGGCGUAGGGAAAUGGUGCUAUGGAGCUAGACGUUAGACGAUACCUCAGAAGAGAUCCUGAACUCCUCUAGUACUUCCACUUUGUUUUUUAUCGUAGUUCUGUGUCAUAUUUAUUCUCACAUACACACACACACACAUGCGUGGCUGAUCUUGGGUCAGAAUUCGGCCGGAAUGCUGCUGACGCGGGCCGCUGUGUGUUUGGGUGCAGAUCUGAUCCGGGAUCAGCACCGCGAGUCGGUCAGGGCUUCUGCUCCGUGUUACCGAAUGUAACGAGGCCUGAAAUCCUCACUGCCUUACGAGACCAGCAAAAACACCCCGCCCACUGAUGUCCGAUUGGCUGAAUGAGACAGAGCCACGCCUACUUCUCAGAGAGUGCAACCCGGUCAUAUAAAUCUAUGAAAAGAAACAGAAUGAAUCAUUUUCCCCAAUUUUUUUUUUCUUUUUCCCCCCACAACAAGACCAUCACUGUCACUUUAAUUUUAGAUAAUAACAUAUGGUAAUGAAUGCACAUUUAUUUUUACAAUUUCAUCUGUUUAAAUCGAAAAAUGUAGCAUCAAAACACGUAGAGCAGCUGUAAAUGUGUUCAUCUACUUUUUUUCAAAUUCAAAUUCUUAUAUAAUACAGCUCGAAAGAAAAUCUUUUUUUCUUCUUCUUCUUCUUCUUUUUUCUGGCAAAUUUAAUUUCUUUGAUUUUUAAGACCAGAACUAUGAAUGGGAAAUAUGGAAAGUCAAAUGUAGCAUAACCUGAGGUUAUCUGUGUGUGGAUUUGUGUUGUUCUGGAGGUACAAAAUUUGUUUUUCACAUCAAAUUGAUUUUAUUUUUUAUUUUUGGGGGGAUUGUGUGAGCUGAUUAUUUGUUUUAUGUAUAUCUAUACACUGUAUAUCCAUGAAUUGUGAUUCUUGGUGAUGAAACUGUUGUUUAAAGGCUUUCAUUGAGAGGCCCUCUAGACACGACGUGCCACUCGACAACUAGACGCGACAAGCAAAGAGAAAAAUAAAAUUUUUAAGCAGUUUUCGCUCUGGCUUUGAAGCGCUUCACAUGCACGGCCUGGCUCUCAUAGAAACUGAAUCAAGCAGUUAGAUGUUAAUGGAUUGUUUUCUCUGUAUUAUUCGGUCUUUUAUUCUAAUGUAAAAAAAAAAUCUUUAUCCCAACUCACACAUGAGAGAGCCGAUAGAUGGGCCGUUUUCUCCUCCACCAGAUAGUCUAAAUACAGGAGGGUUAGUUGCAUGUGUAGUCAAGUCUUUCACGUGUGCUUUAGUGCGGUGAGAGCAAGAAGUUUCUCCUGCCAAACGACAGUGUGACGGGCGUACGGACGUCGGUCUGAGAGGACCUCUUUGUGUUUCUGUUUGUUCUCGUUCUUCUAAUUGAUAAUCACUGCUGGGUUUGAUUUUGUAUUCUGUGGAAGUAGUUGGAGAAAAAAACUAUUAGACUGGAUGUUUUUUUAUACAUAUGAAUAUAAUAUACAACAUACAUAAAUUAAGAGAUGUCUGUUCCACAUCAGUACAAUAAACAGAGAGAACCAA
This is a messenger RNA of Ctenopharyngodon idella (grass carp), 6697 nucleotides long. RefSeq names its product methylthioribose-1-phosphate isomerase 1 (gene mri1). Gene Ontology annotation, molecular function: S-methyl-5-thioribose-1-phosphate isomerase activity. The transcript has 6 exons. NCBI's taxonomy places the organism in Eukaryota, Metazoa, Chordata, Actinopteri, Cypriniformes, Xenocyprididae. The coding region runs from base 467 to 1528 and encodes 353 amino acids. The record is from RefSeq and is a predicted model, not a curated record.